This is a messenger RNA of Pangasianodon hypophthalmus (striped catfish), 1652 nucleotides long. It is a transcript of the gene selenop2, whose product is annotated as selenoprotein P2. The record is from RefSeq and is a predicted model, not a curated record. Gene Ontology annotation, biological process: selenium compound metabolic process. Gene Ontology annotation, molecular function: selenium binding. NCBI's taxonomy places the organism in Eukaryota, Metazoa, Chordata, Actinopteri, Siluriformes, Pangasiidae. Gene Ontology annotation, cellular component: extracellular region. The transcript is spliced from 5 exons.
GCCCCUGAACUCCUCCUGUAUUGGUUCAGUGUGUUUGUUCAGGGGAAGUUGGCCUUUGCCUGGAGAAGGCUUUAAAAACUUCGGAGUAAACAGACGCCACUUGUUUUUCUCCCAAAUGCAGAGCAAGUGAGAUAACCGAGGGUAGAAGUCGAGGGAUUUGAGCUCACAUCCUUCCGUAGGGAAGGGACAGCCACAGGGCCAUGUGGACACUGUUAGCUCUGUGCUUGGCCUCGCUCCCGGGCCUGCUCUGGACUUCAUCACUGUUCGUGGAGAGGGACAGCAGCCAGUCAACCAUCUGUAAGCUCGCACCACACUGGGAGAUCGAUGGCCACUCUCCCAUGAAAGAGCUGAUGGGAAAGGUGGUGGUGGUAGCGCUGCUGAAAGCCAGCUGACACUUCUGCCUCACGCAGGCUGCUAAGCUGGGAGACCUGCGUGAUAAGCUGGAACUGGGAAACCUGACCGGCAUUGCGUUUCUGAUCGUGAACGAACAGGAUGCUCACUCCAGAGCCAUGUACUGGGAGCUGAAGAGACGGGCAGCAGAGGGCAUCCCCGUGUACCAGCAGAGCCCACUGCAGGCCGACGUCUGGGAUACACUGCAGGGGGACAAGGACGACUUCUUAGUUUACGAUCGAUGCGGCCAUCUGACGUUUCACAUCAUGCUGCCAUUCAGUUUCCUGCACUACCCGUACGUGGAGGCGGCCAUCAGAGCCACGUAUUUCCGAAACAUCUGUAACUGCACGCUUGAUUCCAACUCUACUCAGCUAGCUAGCAGCAAUGUGACCACAGGUAGAAGUUUAGAGCAGAACACGACUGCAACCGAAUCACCUAACAGCAACAAUCAUCAUUCCCACCACCACCACCACCACCAUCAUCAUCAUCAUCACAUUCACAUUCACCAUGACCACAGCCAGAAUCGUUCCUCCCAAAAUCCAGUCAUCACACAGACCACCAGCACAACGACGGGGGAGGAACACACUCACGAUGACACAGAACAUGAACAUACCCUCUUUUUUUAAUACAAUUUUUUAUUUUCAUGUCACUGUAUGUGAACAAAUAGAGUGAAAUAACAUGCCUCAUUUAUUAUUAUAUAACACUGAAUUGGUAGCUAAGUUUCCUUUGUUAGGAACAUUUGCCUUGCAGCUCCAGUAUAAAAUAAAAAAGCAUACAUAAACACCAAAAAAAUUAUCAGGAGAUUAGCUAUAUUUGUGAUAAAGGAAAAGAAAUCAUGCCUGUCAUUUAUUCUGCUUUAAAAAAUUUUGAUGUAGUUUCUCAGCAAGUCUAUAACCAGCUUUCAGGAGGAAAAACAUCACUGAAGGAUCGUUGUGAAUAGUCGCUCCUCUUGGGCCCCUCCUCAUUGCUCUUAAUGAAGCAUGCACGUCAAACCCGGCCUGGGUGUGUGCACGCAGAUGCUGAGCCGAGGAGUAAUCAUGUGGAGCACCAACACACGUUCUGUCCAAGAUGGCUGCCUCUGAGAACUGAGGUUUCCUAUUUAGCUGAACGAGGAACUGAAAUCGACACGCUGGUGGUCAGUUAUUAUAUUGUUUUAUACGGGAUCUCUAAUUAUAUGGAAUAAUCUGAAGAUGCAUUGAGAGAAGGGAUGGUAUGUCAUAUGUGUUACAACACAAAAUUAUAUAUCUAUAUUGUUUUUUUUU